This is a messenger RNA of Peniophora sp. CBMAI 1063, 1065 nucleotides long. NCBI's taxonomy places the organism in Eukaryota, Fungi, Basidiomycota, Agaricomycetes, Russulales, Peniophoraceae. The record is from the annotation of a GenBank genome assembly.
AUGGGUUGCGUCCAGUCCAGCGCCGUCGACGAGGAGGCCAAGGCCCGCAACGACGAGAUUGAGAACCAGCUGAAGCGGGACCGGAUGAUGGCGAAGAACGAGAUCAAGAUGUUGUUGCUCGGUGCCGGCGAGUCUGGCAAGUCUACCGUGCUCAAGCAGAUGAAGCUCAUCCACCACGGCGGGUACAACGAGCAGGAACGUGACUCGUACAAGGAAAUCAUCUACUCGAACACGAUCCAGUCCAUGCGCGCCAUCCUCGACGCCUUGCCCCUGCUCGAGCUCCAACUCGCGCCCCAGAACGACGCCCGCCGCUCCGUCAUUCUCUCGCUCCCCGGCCAGAUCGAGGCCGACGUGCUCCCCAAUGACGUCGCCGACGCCAUCCGCGCGCUCUGGCGCGACCCGGCCAUCAAGGAGGCCGUCAGGAGGAGCCGCGAGUUCCAGCUGAACGACUCGGCCGUCUACUACUUCAACUCCAUCGACCGCAUGGCAAACCCCGGCUACAUGCCCACCGACCAGGACAUCCUCCGCUCCCGUGUCAAGACGACGGGUAUCACCGAGACGACAUUCAAGGUCGGCGAGCUCACCUACAAGCUCUUCGAUGUCGGUGGCCAGCGUUCGGAGCGCAAGAAGUGGAUUCACUGCUUCGAGAACGUCACCGCGCUCGUCUUUCUUGUCUCGCUUUCCGAGUACGACCAGAUGCUUUACGAGGACGAGUCCGUCAACCGUAUGCAAGAAGCGCUCACCCUCUUCGACUCCAUCUGCAACUCAAGGUGGUUCGUCAAGACGUCGAUCAUCCUCUUCCUCAACAAGAUCGACCUGUUCGCAGAGAAGCUCCCGCGCUCGCCGCUCGGCGACUACUUCCCCGACUACAACGGCGGCGACGACUACGACGCCGCGUGCAACUACCUCCUCAACCGGUUCGUCUCGCUCAACCAGAGCGCGGCGACAAAACAGAUCUACGCGCACUAUACCUGCGCAACGGACACGCAGCAGAUCAAGUUCGUCCUCAGCGCUAUCCAGGAUAUCCUCCUGCAGAUCCACCUGCGCGAGUGCGGCUUGCUCUAG